ACAGUUGCUGUAUUCUGGGAAUGGGGAGGGUCUCUCGUCGCAAUGGCGUUUUAUUCUACCCGGAGGGCAGCAGUGCCCUAUGACUUACGUGGUCUAGCUACAUUCACCAUCCUGCUCAAAGCCGCAGCUCCCAGGGCUGGAGUCAACUUCAGGACUGAUUGAUAUGACUUCUAUAAAGGAGCAGGCAGCAAUUAGCAGGCUCUUAAGUUUUUUACAAGAUUGGGACAAUUCUGGCAAAGUUGCAAGGAGUCACAUCCUGAACAGUUUCAUUGAAACCAACCAAGGCAAGACUGCCCCUGAAUUGGAGCAGGAGUUUUCCCAGGGAGCCAGCUUGUUCCUGGUACGGCUGACCACCUGGCUUAGACUCUCCUACAUGACUGGCUGUUGUUUAGAUAAGCUGCUAAAGUCCAUUGGCAUCUUCUUGUCUGCUGUAAGCAGUAAUCGGUACCUUAUAGAAUUCCUUGAGGUUGGAGGUGUCCUAACACUCUUGGAAAUACUUGGGCUGGAGAAGAUCAAGGAGGAGCACAAGAAGGAAUCCAUCAAGCUACUUCAGCUUAUUGCAAAUUCUGGCAGGAAGUACAAGGAGCUCAUUUGUGAAAGCUAUGGUGUCCGGUCCAUAGCAGAAUUUUUGGCCAAGUCUAAGUCAGAAGAGACCCAGGAAGAAGUGCAAGUUCUGUUGGAUGCUUUGGUCCAUGGUAAUCCUAAGUACCAGAAUCAAGUGUAUAAAGGUCUAAUAGCUUUGCUGCCCUGUGCGUCCCCCAAAGCUCAGCAACUGUCCCUGCAGACUCUCAGGACCGCCCAGUCGAUCAUUGGAACCACACACCCCAGCAUCGUGGACUGCGUGCUGAAGGUGCUGCGCACAAUGCAUCUGGAAGUCCAGUAUGAAGCCAUCGAGCUGAUCAAGGACCUGGUCAACUAUGACGUGCGCAAGACGCUGCUCCAGGGCCUCGUGGCGCUGCUGAUACCGUCGGUCAAGGAGACCUCCAAACUGCAGCCCAAGAUCCUCAACGACUCCUCGGUGCUCCACCUCACCGCCCACCUGCCGGUGUUCUUGCAGCAGGCCGCGGCCGCCAAGGCCAUCGGGGUCCUGGCGCGCAGCAACCUAAGCAUCGCCGAGGAGCUGCUGCACUUGCGCGUGGUGCACAGUUUGAUGGCCGCCAUGGGCAACACCGACCACAGCAACAGCCAGCGGCUGGCCAGCCUCACGCUGGAGUACUUCGUGCAGAUGUUCCCAGUGGUGGAGGAGCACGUGCGCAGGAGCAUGGGGGAGGAGCUUUACAAUCUCUUCACGAGCAAUGCCGAGGACUUGUACAUGAAAAUGGACAGCAUUCAGGCGGACAUCUUGGCAGCCAACAAAGUCAAUGUUACCAAAGCCUUACACGACUCUGGCGUCUACACCAACAUGAGCUUUUACUUGGGCCCUUCUGUAAAUGAGAAUCAUCUGGCUUACAUCACACACUUCCAGAAGAGGAAUAUGGAAGCAAAGGGGGAACAGAGCCCAUGAGGCCACCCAGGAAAACCAAGGCAGGAAAG
This is a messenger RNA of Trichechus manatus latirostris (Florida manatee), 1533 nucleotides long. It is a transcript of the gene ARMH1, whose product is annotated as armadillo like helical domain containing 1. The transcript is spliced from 12 exons. The record is from RefSeq and is a predicted model, not a curated record. The coding region runs from base 164 to 1504 and encodes 446 amino acids. Lineage: Eukaryota; Metazoa; Chordata; Mammalia; Sirenia; Trichechidae.